GCACCAAGCGGGAAUAAGCGGGCUGCAGGACCGUGAGCAGCGCAGUGUUCUCCGGCCACAAAUAACCUGCAAGCAGUCUAAGCUUGUGGAAUAAACGGGCACUGGAAAAGAGAAGAUGCCACGGGAGAUCAUAACCCUCCAGCUCGGGCAAUGUGGGAAUCAAAUUGGCUUUGAGUUUUGGAAGCAGCUGUGUGCAGAGCAUGGCAUCAGUCCAGAGGGCAUUGUGGAAGAGUUUGCCACAGAGGGGACUGACAGAAAGGACGUGUUCUUCUAUCAAGCUGAUGAUGAACAUUACAUCCCACGAGCCGUUCUCCUUGACCUGGAGCCCAGAGUGAUCCACUCUAUUCUCAACUCUCCUUAUGCCAACCUGUACAAUCCAGAGAACAUCUACCUCUCUGAGCAUGGUGGAGGGGCAGGCAACAACUGGGCUAGCGGGUAUUCACAGGGCAAGAAGAUUCAAGAAGACAUUUUUGACAUAAUUGAUCGAGAAGCAGAUGGCAGUGACAGCUUGGAGGGAUUUGUACUGUGCCAUUCCAUCGCAGGAGGGACAGGCUCUGGUCUGGGAUCCUACCUACUGGAAAAACUCAAUGACAGAUACCCAAAGAAACUGGUGCAGACGUAUUCUGUUUUCCCAAACCAGGACGAGAUGAGCGAUGUGGUCGUUCAGCCGUACAACUCUCUGCUCACAUUGAAGAGACUGACACAAAACGCAGACUGUGUGGUUGUAUUGGACAACACAGCCUUAAAUCGCAUCGCUACAGACAGGUUACACAUCCAGAACCCCUCCUUCUCUCAGAUCAAUCAGCUGGUAUCCACAAUCAUGUCCGCCAGCACCACCACACUGCGUUACCCCGGUUACAUGAACAAUGAUCUCAUCGGGCUCAUCGCAUCCCUGAUUCCUACGCCAAGACUUCACUUCCUCAUGACAGGGUACACGCCCCUCACAACCGACCAAUCAGUUGCCAGUGUGAGGAAAACCACAGUUCUGGAUGUGAUGAGGAGGCUUCUUCAACCCAAAAACGUGAUGGUUUCUACGGGACGAGAGCGUCAACCCAGUCACUGCUACAUCGCCAUUCUCAACAUCAUCCAGGGAGAAGUAGAUCCUACACAGGUGCAUAAAAGCCUCCAAAGGAUCCGUGAGAGGAAGUUGGCUAGUUUUAUCCCUUGGGGUCCGGCCAGUAUACAGGUCGCUCUUUCCAGAAGAUCCCCGUACCUGCCCUCCGCCCACAGAGUCAGCGGCCUCAUGAUGGCAAACCACACAAGCAUCUCAAAUUUAUUUGAUCGAACGUGCCGCCAGUACGACAAACUCCGAAAGCGUGAAGCCUUUCUGGAGCAGUUUCGUAAAGAGGACAUCUUUAAGGAUAACUUUGACGAACUGGACAACUCUCGCGAGGUGGUGCAACAGUUGGUGGAUGAGUAUAUCGCAGCCACUCGCCCAGACUACAUUUCCUGGGGCACGCAGGAGCAGUGAGACCCAAAAAUGUUACAAUCCACCCAUAACUGUUUAGCUAGUGUUUUCCAACUCAUUUUACAAGCCCCAUAUUGUUCUUCAUUUGUCUUAAUAGAAACAGGUGCUUGGCAAUAAUCGCUCUCAAACAUGUUAAUUUCUUGGCAUGAGAUAGUGUAGCGAACUUGUUUUCUGAAAAUGGGAGGGGUUUUAUUAUAAGUUAUAACCAAAAGUAAAAUGGAAAAAAGCGUAAUUACUUCCUGCUUGGCCAUAUCCUGUUUUCGAGUUUAUGUAAAGCAAAUAGUUCCAAGUUUAUUGUUUCUUCCUGGUGUUGAUUGAAUCAGAUUUCCCCUCUUGCACAAAUACGUGUUGCCUUGUCUGGUCUAUUUUUCUACACAUUAUUUUACUAUAAUUUGCAGUUGUUUGCCUUGAAGUUGGGGGAGUGGGAUUGUACAGGGUCGUGGUUAAUGCAGGGUCUGGCUUCCCAUUUCUUACCUGCUUUGUCACCAUCUGCUGCUACAAUACAGCUCUCUUUCAGACCAUGAAGAAUGUGAUGAAAAUAUUUUUUUGUGGCCAGAAAAAGAGCACUUAAUGACAGAUAUAGUAACACAUUAAAUUUCCUUCUAUGCCUGUAAAUAUACAAUGGUUCUCAAGCAUUAUGUGUUAUCUUAAAUAUUCUGCUUAAUCUUGCUUUGCCUGUUGGACCUGUUUAAAGUUAAUAAACAUUUUCUAUUAAAAGUU
Molecule: messenger RNA, 2188 nt
Organism: Periophthalmus magnuspinnatus
Lineage: Eukaryota; Metazoa; Chordata; Actinopteri; Gobiiformes; Gobiidae
Gene: tubg1
Product: tubulin, gamma 1
Biological process (GO): microtubule nucleation; mitotic sister chromatid segregation; mitotic cell cycle
Cellular component (GO): cytoplasm; centrosome; spindle
Molecular function (GO): GTP binding; structural constituent of cytoskeleton
Source: RefSeq, a predicted model, not a curated record